This is a messenger RNA of Pteronotus mesoamericanus, 1031 nucleotides long. Its product is annotated as vomeronasal type-1 receptor 3-like. Gene Ontology annotation, molecular function: pheromone receptor activity. Gene Ontology annotation, biological process: G protein-coupled receptor signaling pathway. Lineage: Eukaryota; Metazoa; Chordata; Mammalia; Chiroptera; Mormoopidae. The transcript has a single exon. Gene Ontology annotation, cellular component: membrane. The record is from RefSeq and is a predicted model, not a curated record. The coding region runs from base 16 to 945 and encodes 309 amino acids.
GGAGACCAACAGACAAUGGUUUCCAGUGACACCCUUUUUGGGAUCUUCCUCAGCAUUCAGACUGCUGCUGGUUUCUUGGGGAAUGGCUUGCUGUUUACAUUCUACAUGUACACCCUCUUAAUUCUCCCUCGUCAGAAGAAGCCUGCCGAUGGGAUCCUUGCGCACCUGACUUUGGCUAAUGCCCUGACCCUCGUAUUCAGAGGGGUUCCACAUAUAAUCCUUUCAUUUGGAAUUAGGCCUGCAUUAGAUGAUAUUGGGUGUAAAACAGUGCUCUAUGUUCAGAGAGUUACCCGAUGUAUUUCUUUGAACACAACCUCCCUCCAGAGUACAUUUCAGGCAGUGACUAUAGCUCCAAGGAAUUAUAAAUGGUCCUGGCUCAAAAAGAAAAUCUCUACACUCAUUCAGCCGUCUUUAGCUUUAUUCUGGGUCAUCAACAUGGUCCUCUAUUCUGAGGUUAUUGUAAACAUUGUGGCCCGGGGGAAUGUCACUGAUGCUACAUGUGGGUAUUAUACUCAGAUUUGUAAAUACACGUCAUGUGAUGACCAGGUAGUGGUAACAAUUCUCAGUACAAUGUUCAUUCAGGAUUUGUUCUUUUUGUUCCUAAUGGCAUGGAAUAGUGUCUACAUGAUGACUGUCCUUUCCAGACACCACAAGACAGCUCAGCAUGUCCGCAGUCGCACCUCGUCAUCCCGAAGCUCCCCUGAACACAAAGCGACCCACAUUGUUCUCAUACUGGUUUGCUGCUUUGUCUUCUGUCACUGGAGCAACAUCUUUCUUAUCAUGUAUACAGAGCUAAUAGGUACGAGAAGCUGGCAGCUGGAGAACGUUAAUAACUUUAUUUCAUCAUUUUACCCGACCAUUGUCCCAUUCGUCCUGAUUAAAAAUGAGAAUAGAAUUUCCAGAAUGAAUUUCAUCAGUACAAGAAGCAGAGUUUUUUCUCCGUAAAGAACAUUAAAUGAUUAUAUCAACCACCCACCACAGCGCAUCCGUCUUCACCACAAGGCAUCCAGUGCCACAUGCUUAUCAAUGGU